AUGCUUGGAAGUUUGCCAGAGGAUGACGACCUCCAUGAUGAAUCGGACGAGUUGCCUGACGAAUUGGAUGACAUGACGGACGAAUCGGAUGACAUGACGGACGAAUCGGAUGACAUGACGGACGAAUCGGAUGACAUGACGGACGAAUCGGAUGACAUUUCUACUCCUGACUUUCUAGCGGAGGACCCGCAGACAAACACAUUAACUGCGGACUCUGAUGCAGAUGAUCGCUGGUAUGACCUUGACGAGUUUGGGACUGACUUCUUCAUAUUUCGCAUCAAGCUUUGGCGAGCUCUUGGCUUCGGUGAAAGCAAUCUGAAUCAUGAAGGGUUCGCACACAUGUGGCAGACUGAUAUGGAGAUUGAGAUUGUUGGCUGGCCAGUGAUGCCCUUGGAAGCAUUUAGUGACCCAGAGCCUUACUCUACACAUAGCUAG
Molecule: messenger RNA, 435 nt
Organism: Penicillium samsonianum
Lineage: Eukaryota; Fungi; Ascomycota; Eurotiomycetes; Eurotiales; Aspergillaceae
Exons: 1
Coding region: 1-435 (144 amino acids)
Source: RefSeq, a predicted model, not a curated record